AUGACAGAAUCAGUUGAAAACAGCACUGGUGUCAGCUCAACCCAACGUACUGAUGUGACUACACCCUCUGGAUCAACAACUGAUAUUCCGUCUUCUGAGGUUUUCCCAAAUGUUACCCUUGUAAAACGCACAACAAUAAGGGAAUCAGUUGAAUCUACCAGCACUGUCACAUCAGCCCAUCAUACUGAUGUGACUACACCCUCUGAACCAACAACUGACCUUACAUCUACUGAGGCUGUCUCAAAUGCUACCCUUGUAGAACCAACAAUGACAGAAUCAGUUGAAACUAGCACUGGUGUCAGCUCAACUCAGCAUACUGAUUUGACUACACCCUCUAAAUCAACAACUGAAUUCAUAUCAACUAAGGGUGUUUCUAAAGUUACCAUUGUAGAAACAUCAACAAUAACUGGAUCAGUUGAAACUAGCACUACUGUCAUCUCAAGCCCACAUACUGAUGUGAGCACACCAUAUGAAUCAACAGUUGAUUUUACAUCUUCCAAAGCCGUUCCAAAAGUUACCUCUAGUGAAGCCACAAUGACAAACCCAGUUGAAACUAGCACUGCUGUCAGCUCAAGCCCACUCAUGGAUUUGACUACACCCUCUGGACCAACAACUGAAAUUACAUCUACUGACACUGUCUCAAAAGUUACCUCUGUCAAACCAACAAUGGCUGGAUCAUUGGAAACUAGUACUGGUGUGACUACACCCUCCGGAUCAAUAACUCAUCUAACAUCCACUGAGGCAGUCCAAAAACUUACCCCUGAUGAAGCAACAACAGGAUCAGUUGAAACUGGCACUGGUGUCAGCUCAACUCAACGUACUGAUGUGACUGCACCCUCCGUAUCAAUAACUCAUCUUACAUCCACUGAGGCAGUCCAAAAACUUACCCCUGAUGAAGCAGCAACAGGAUCAGUUGAAACUGGCACUGGUGUCAACUCAACCCAACAUACUGAUGUGACUACACCCUCUGGAUUAACAACUGAAUUUACAUCAACUAAGGUUGUCUCUAAAGUUACCAUUGUAGAACCAUCAACCAUAGCUGGAUUAGUUGAAACUAGCACUACUUUCGGCUCAAGUCCACAUACUGUUGUGAGCACACCAUAUGAAUCAACAACUGAUCUUACACCUUCUGAGGCUGUCUCAAAUGUUACCCUUGUAAAACGCACAACAAUGAGGGAAUCAGUUGAAUCCACCAUUGGUGUCACAUCAGCCCAUCAUACUGAUGUGACUACACACUCUGAACCAACAACUGAUCUUACACCUUCUGAGGCUGUCUCAAAUGUCACCCUUCUAGAACUAACAACAAAGUCAGAAUCAGUUGAAACUAGCACUGGUGUCAGCUCAACCCAACAUACUGAUGUGACUACAUCCUCUGGAUCAACAACUGAUCUUCCAUCUUCUGAGGCUUUCUCAAAUAUUACACUUGUAGAACGCACAACAAUAAGAGAAUCAGUUGAAUCUACCACCGGUGUCACAUCAGCCCAUCAUACUGAUGUGACUACACCCCCUGAACCAACAGCUGAUCUUACAUCUACUGAGGCUGUCUCAAAUGUUACCCUUGUAAAACCAACAACAAUGACAGAAUCAGUUGAAACUAGCACUGGUAUCAGCUCAACCCUGCAUACUUAUUUGACUACACCCUCUGGAUCAACAACUGAAUUUACAUCAACUAAGGGUGCCUCUAAAGUUACCAUUGUAGAAACAUCAUCAAUAACUGGAUCAGUUGAAACUAGCACUAGUGUCAGCUCAAGUCCACAUACUGAUGUGAUCACUCCAUAUGAAUCAACAACUGAGUUUGCCUCUACUGAAGCCAUCUCAAAAGUUACUUCUGUCAAACCAACGAUGACUGGCACUGGUGUCAGCUCAACACAGCAUACUAAUGUGACUACACCCUCGGGGUCAACAGUUGAUUUUACAUCUUCCGAAGCUGUCUCAAAAGUUUCCUAUAUUGAAGGAACAAGGACAGAAUCAGUUGAAACUAGCACUGGUGUCAGCUCAAGCCCACUUACGGAUUUGACUACACCCUCUUCGUCAACAUCUGAGUCUUUUUUAAAACUUAGUUCUGUGAAACCUUUCACAAUAACAGCGCCAAUAAACAUUAGCUCCAGUGUGACCUCAAUCCAGCAUACUGAUAUGACUACAACAUUUGAGGUUACACCUACAGAGUCAGCCUUGAACCUUACUUCAGGAGGACCAACCACAUCUAUUGAAACUGUCAGUAAUAUGACACCAACCAAAGGUACAGAAGAAUCAUCUCUUCAACCAAUUGCAUCAACUGGCAGAAUAGUUCAAAACACCACCAGCAUUGAUACUACAAUGAAACCAGCAAGUAAAUUAACAGCAGUGAUAAGAAGCACUGGUACACCUCCAACACAGUUCCCUGAAGUGUCUAUGACACAUAGUUCAACUGCUUCAAUUACUUCACAUGAAGCCACCACUAAAACACAAACAGUUGAAUCAGGCACUGAUACUAUAUUGGAACCAGUCAGUAUAAUAACAGCAGAGGAGAGAAGUACCGGUACACCUCUAACACAAUCCCCUGAGGUGACUAUGACUUACAGUUCAACUACUGGAAUUACUUCACCAGAUGUUACCACUAAGGCAAAAACAGAGGAACCAGGCACUGAUGCUACAUUCGAACCAGUCAGCACAACAACAGCAGAGGAGAGGAGCAAGGGUACAACUCCAACACAACCCCCUGGUGUGACUAUGAUAUACAGUUCAGCUAUUGGGAUUACUUCACCUGAGACUAACACUAAGGCAAAAACAGAAGAACCAGGCACUGAAACAACUUUGGAGCCAGUCAGCACAAUAAGAGCAGAAGAGAAAAGCACGAUCAUACGACCAAGUCUAUCUGAUUUGACUAUGACAUUCAGUUCAAAUACUGGUAUUACUUCACCUGAAGUUACUACUAAAGCAAAAACCGUAGAACCAGGCACUGAUACUACAUUGCAACCAGCCAGCACAAUGAUAGCAGACAAGAGAAGCACUGGUACACCUCCAACACAAUCCGUUGGUGUGACUGUGACACCUGAUGUUACUACUGAGACAAAAACAGUUGAACCAGGCACUGACACCACACUGGAACCAGUCAGUACAAUGACAGCAGAGGAGAGAAGCACUGGUACACCUCCAACACAAUCCCCUGAUGUGACUUUGACACACAGUACAGCUACUGGAAUUUCUUCGCCUGAAGUUACUACUAUGGGAAAAACAGCGGAACCAGGCACUGGCACUACAUUGCAACCAGCCAGUACAAUAACAGCAGAGGAGAGAAGCACGGGUACAACUCCAACACAACCCCUUGGUGUGACUAUGACGUACAGUUCAACUACUGGAAUUUCGUUGCCUGAAGUUACCACUAAGGCAAAAACAGUCGAACCAGGCACUGAUACAACAUUGGAACCAGUGAGCACAAUAACAGCAGAGGAGAGAAGCACGGGUACAACUCCAACACAACCCCUUGGUGUGACUAUGACGUACAGUUCAACUACUGGAAUUUCGUUGCCUGAAGUUACCACUAUAGCUAAAACAGUCGAACCAGGCACUGAUACAACAUUGGAACCAGUCAGUACAAUGACAGCAGAGGAGAGAAGCACGGGUUCACCUCCAACACAAUCCCCUGGUGUGACUGUGACACCUGAUGUUACCACUGAGGUAAAAACAGAGGAACCAGGCACUGAUACUACAUUGGAACCAGUCAGUACAAUUACAGCAUAUGAGAGAAGCACUGGUAUACCUCCAACACAAUCCGUUAGUGUUACUAUGAUAAACAGUUCAACUACUGGAAUUACUUCAGCUGAAGUUACCACUAAGGCAAAAACAGUUGAACCAGGCACUGAUACAACAUUGGAACCAGCCAGUACAAUGACAGCAGAGAGAAGCACAGGUUCACCUCCAACACAAUCCCCUGGUGUGACUGUGACACCUGAUGUUACCACUAAGGUAAAAACAGAAGAACUAGGCACUGAAACUACUUUGGAACCAGUCAGUGCAAUAACAGAAGAGGAGAGAAGCAUUGGUACAACUCCAACACAACCUCCUGGCAUGACUAUGACAUACAGUUCAACUACAGGAAUUACUUCAUCUGAAGUUACCACUAAGUCAAAAACAGUCGAACCAGACACUGGUACUACUUUGGAACCAGUUAGUACAAUAACAGCAGAGGCGAGAAGCACAGGUACACCUCCAACACAACCCCCUGGUGUGACUAUGACAUACAGUUCAACUACUGGAAUUACGUUGCCUGAAGUUACCACUAAGACAAAAACAGUUGAACCAGGUACUGAUGCAACAUUGGAACCAGUCAGUACAAUGCCAUCAGAGGAGAGAAGCACUGGUACACCUCCAACGCUAUCCUCUGGUGUGACUGUUACACCUGAAGUUACCACUAAGACAAAACGAGAGGAGCCAGGCACUGAUACUACAUUGGAACCAGUCACUACAAUAAAAGCACAGGAAAGAAGCGCUGGUACAACUCCAACACAAUCCUCUGGUGUGACUAUGACAUACAGUUCAACUACUGGAAUUACUUCAGCUGAAGUUACCACUAAGGCAAAAACAGUAGAAGCAGGCAUUGAUACUACAUUGGAACCAACCAGUACAAUGACGGCAGAGGAGAGAAGCACUGGUUCACCUCCAACACAAUCCCCUAGUGUGACUGUGACACCUGACGUUACAACUAAAACGAAAACAAAGGAACCAGGCACUGAUACUACAUUGGAACCAGCUAGUACAAUGACAGCAGAGGAGAGAAGCACUGGUUCACCUCCAACACAAUCCCCUGGUGUGACUGUGACACCUGAAGUUACCACUAAGACAAAAACAGAGGAACCAGGCAUUGACACUACAUUGGUACCAGUGAGUACAAUAACAGCUAAGGGGAGAAGCACGGGUACAACUCCAACACAACCCCCUCGUGUGACUAUGGCAUACGGUUCAACUUCUGAAAUUUCUUCGCCUGAAGUUACUACUAAAGCAAAAACAGAGGAACCAGGCACUGGAACUACAUUGGAACCACCCAGUACAAUGAUAGUAGAAGAGAAAAGCACUGGUGCACCUCCAACACAAUCCCCUGGUGUGACUAUGACAUACAGUUCAACUACUGGAAUUACUUCACCUGAAGUUACCACUAAGGCAAAAACAGUAGAACCAGACACUGAUACCACAUUGGAACCAGCCAGUACAAUGACAUCAGAGGAGAGAAGCAAUGGUUUACCUCCAACACAAUCACCUGAGGCGACUAUGACAUACAGUUCAACUUUUGGAACUACUUCACCUGAAGUUACCACUAAAGCAAAAACAGAGAAACCUGGCACUGAUAUUACAUUGGUACCAGUGAGUACAAUAACAGCAGAGGAGAGAAGCACUGGUACUCCUCCAACACAACCCCCUGGUGUGACUGUGACAUACAGUUCAACUUCUGAAAUUUCUUCGCCUGAAGUUACUACUAAAGCAAAAACAGAGGAACCAGGCACUGGAACUACAUUGGAACCACCCAGUACAAUGAUAGUAGAGGAGAAAAGCACUGUGAGUACAAUAACAGCUAAGGGGAGAAGCACGGGUACAACUCCAACACAACCCCCUGGUGUGACUAUGACAUACAGUUCAACUUCUGAAAUUUCUUCGCCUGAAGUUACUACUAAAGCAAAAACAGAGGAACCAGGCACUGGAACUACAUUGGAACCACCCAGUACAAUGAUAGUAGAGGAGAAAAGCACUGGUGCACCUCCAACACAAUCCCCUGGUGUGACUGUGACACCUGAAGUUACAACUAAGACAAAAACAGAGGAACCAGGCACUGAUACUACAUUGGAAGCAGUCAGUACUGGUACACCGCCAACACAAUUCCCUGGUGUUACUAUGACGUACAGUUCAACUACUGGUAUUAUUUUACCUGAAGUUACCACAAAGGCAAAAACAGUUGAACCAGGCACUGAUACUACAUUACAACCAGCGAGUACUGGUACAACUCCAACACAAUCCCCUGGUGUGACUAUGACAUACAGUUCAACUACUGGAAUUACUUCAGCUGAAGUUACCACUCAGAGAAGAGAAGCACUGUUGUACCACCAACACUAUCCCUGGUGUGACUUUUACACUGAAGUCACUACUAAGACAAAAACAGUAGAACCAGGCACUGAUACUACAUUGGAACCACUCAGUACAAUAACAGCAGAGAAGGGAAGUACGGGUACAACUCCAACACAACCCCCUGGCAUGACUAUGACACACAGUUCAACUUCUGAAAUUACUUCAGCUGAAGUUACCACUAAGGCAAAAACAGUAGAACCAAGCACUGAUACUACAUUGGAACCAGCUAGUACAAUGACAGCAGAGGAGAGAAGCACUGGUUCACCUCCAACACAAUCCCCUGGUGUGACUGUUACACCUGAAGGCACUACUAAGACAAAAACAGAGGAACCAGGCACUGAUACUACAUUAGAACCAGUCAGUACAAUAACAACAGAGAAGAGAAGCACUGUUGUACCACCAACACUAUCCCCUGGUGUGACUUUUACACCUGAAGUCACUACUAAGACAAAAACAGAGGAACCAGGCACUGAUACUACAUUAGAACCAGUCAGUACAAUAACAGCAGAGAAGAGAAGCACGGGUACAACUCCAACACAACCCCCUGGCAUGACUAUGACAUACAGUCCAACUUCUGAAAUUUCUUCGCUUGAAUUAACCACUAAGGCAAAAACAGAGGAACCAGGCACUGACACUACAUUGAAACCAGCCAGUACAAUGACAUCAGAGGAAAGAAGCACUGGUACACCUCCAACACAAUCCGUUGGUGCGUCUGUGACACCUGAAGUUACCACUAAGGCAAAAACAGUAGAACCAGGCACUGAUACUACAUUGGAACCAGCCAGUACAAUGACAGCAGAGAGAAGCACUGGUGCACCUCUAACACAAUCCGCUGGUGCGUCUGUGACACCUGAAGUUACCACUAAGGCAAAAACAGUAGAACCAGACACUGAUACUACAUUGGAACCAGCCAGUACAAUGACAUCAGAGGAGAGAAGCAAUGGUAUACCUCCAACACAAUCCCCUGAGGCGACUAUGACUUACAGUUCAACUUCUGGAACUACUUCACCUGAAGUUACCACUAAAGCAAAAACAGAGAAACCUGGCACUGAUACUACAUUGGUACCAGUGAGUAAAAUAACAGCAGAGGAGAGAAGCACUGGUACUCCUCCAACACAACCCCCUGGUGUGACUGUGACAUACAGUUCAACUACUGGAAUUUCUUUGCCUGAAGUUACUACUAAAGCAAAAACAGAGGAACCAGGCACUGGCACUACAUUGGAACCAGUCAGUACAAUGAUAGUAGAGGAAAGAAGCACGGGUGUACCACCAACACUAUCCCCUGGUGUGACUGUUACACCUGAAGGCACUACUAAGACAAAAACAGAGGAACCAGGCACUGAUACUACAUUAGAACCAGUCAGUACAAUAACAGCAGAGAAGAGAAGUACGGGUACAACUCCAACACAACCCCCUGGCAUGACUAUGACACACAGUUCAACUUCUGAAAUUACUUCAGCUGAAGUUACCACUAAGGCAAAAACAGAGGAACCAGGCACUGAUACUACAUUGGAACCAGUGAGUACAAUGACAACAGAGACGAGAAGCACUGGUGUACCACCAACACUAUCCCCUGGUGUGACUGUUACACCUGAAGUCACUACUAAGACAAAAACAGAGGAACCAGGCACUGAUACUACAUUAGCACCAGUCAGUACAAUAACAGCAGAGAAGAGAAGCAUGGGUACAACUCCAACACAACCCCCUGGCAUGACUAUGACAUACAGUCCAACUUCUGAAAUUUCUUCGCCUGAAUUAACCACUAAGGCAAAAACAGAGGAACCAGGCACUGACACUACAUUGAAACCAGCCAGUACAAUGACAUCAGAGGAAAGAAGCACUGGUACAACUCCAACACAAUCCCCUGGUGUGACUAUGACAUACGGUUCAACUACUGGAAUUCCUUCGCCUGAAGUAACCACUAGGGCAAAAACAGAGGAACCAGGCACUGACACUACAUUGAAACCAGCCAGUACAAUGACAUCAGAGGAGAGAAGCGCUGGUACACCUCCGACACAAUCCCCUGGUGUGACUGUGACAUCUGAAGUUACCACUAAGCCAAAAACAGAGGAACCAGGCACUGACACUACAUUGAAACCAGCCAGUACAAUGACAUCAGAGGAGAGAAGCGCUGGUACACCUCCGACACAAUCCCCUGGUGUGACUGUGACAUCUGAAGUUACCACUAAGACAAAAACAGAGGAACCAGGCACUGACACUACAUUGAAACCAGCCAGUACAAUGACAUCAGAGGAAAGAAGCACGGGUACAACUCCAACACAACCCCCUGGCAUGACUAUGACAUACAGUCCAACUUCUGAAAUUUCUUCGCCUGAAUUAACCACUAAGACAAAAACAGAGGAACCAGACACUGAUACUACAUUUGUACCAGUAAUUACAAUAACAGCUAAGGGGAGAAGCACGGGUACAACUCCAACGCAACCCCCUGGUGUGACUAUGACAUACAAUUCAACUACUGGAAUUUCGUUGCCUGAAGUUAACACUAAGACUAAAACAGUCGAACCAGGCACUGAUACAACAUUGGAACUGGCCAGUACAAUGACACCAGAGGAGAGAAGCGCUGGUACACAUCCGACACAAUCCCCUGAUGUGACUGUGACACCUGAAGUUACCACUAAGACAAAAACAGAGGAACCAGACACUGAUACUACAUUGGUACCAGUGAGUACAAUAACAGCUAAGGGGAGAAGCACGGGUAAAACUACAACACAACCCCCUGGUGUGUCUAUGACAUACAGUUCAACUACUGGAAUUUCGUUGCCUGAAGUUACCACUAAGGCUAAAACAGUCGAACCAGGCACUGAUACAACAUUGGAAGCAAUCACUACAAUAAAAUCAGAGGAGAUUAACACUGCUACAUCUCUAACACAAUCUGUUGGUGUGACUGUGACCCCUGAUGUUAACACUAAGGCAAAAACAGAGGAACCAGGCACUGAUACUACAUUGGAAGCAAUCACUACAAUAAAAGCAGAGGAUAUUAACACUGCUAUAUCUCUAACACAAUCUGUUGGUGUGACUGUGACCCCUGAUGUUACCACUAAGGCAAAAACAGAGGAACCAGGCACUGAUACUACAUUGGAACCAGCCAGUACAAUGGCAGAAGAUAUGAGAAGCACGGGCACAACUGUAACACAACCUCCUGGUGUGACUAUGACAUACAAUUCAACUACUGGAAUUACUUCACCCGAAGUUACCAUUAAUACAAAAACAGUUGAACCAGGCACUGGUACUACAUUGGGACCAGCCAGUACUAUGACAGCAGAGGACAGAAGCACUGGUACAACUCCAACACAGCCCCCUGGUGUGACUAUGACAUACAGUUCAACUACUGGGAUUACUUCACCUGAAGUUACCACUAAGGCAAAAACAGUUGAACGAGGCACUGAUACUACAUUACAACAAGCGAGUACUGCUACCCCUCCAACACAAUUCCCUGGUGUGACUAUGACAUACAGUUCAACUACAGGAAUUUCUUCACCUAAAGUUACCACUAAGGUAAAAACAGUAGAACCAGGCACUGAUACUACAUUGGAACCAGCCAGUACAAUGAUAGUAGAGGAGAGAAGCACUGUUGCACCACCAACACUAUCCCCUGGUGUGACUGUGACACCUGAGGUUACCACUAAGGCGAAAACAGAGGAACCAGGCACUGAUACUACAUUGGAACCAGCCAGUACAAUCGCAGAAGAGAAGAGAAGCACGGGUACAACUCCAACACAACCUCCUGGUGUGACUAUGACAUACAGUUCAACUACUGGAAUUUCUUCACCCGAAGUUACCAUUAAGGCAAAAACAGUUGAACCAGGCACUGAUACUACAUUGGGACUAGCCAGUACAAUGACAGCUGAAGUCAGAAGCACUGGUACAAUUCCAACACAGCCCCCUGGUGUGACUAUUACAUACAGUUCAACUACUGGUAUUAUUUUACCUGAAGUUACUACUAAUGCAAAAACAGUCGAACCAGGCACUGAUACAACAUUGGAACCAGCCAGUACAAUGACACCAGAGGAGAGAAGCGCUGGUACACCUGUAAUCUCUGAAGUUACCACUAAGACAAAAACAGUCGAACCAGGCACUGAUACUACAUUGGAACCAGCCAGUACAAUGGCAGCUAAGGGGAGAAGCACGGGUACAACUCCAACACAACCCCCUGGUCUGACUAUGACAUACAGUUCAACUACUGGAAUUACUUCACCUGAAGUUACCACUAAGGCAAAAACAGUUGAACCAGGCACUGAUACAACAUUGGAACCAGCCAGUACAAUGACACCAGAGGAGAGAAGCGCUGGUACACCUGUGAUCUCUGAAGUUACCACUAAGACAAAAACAGAGGAACUAGGCACUAAUACUACAUUGGUACCAGUGAGAACAAUAACAGCUAAGGAGAGGAGCACAGGUACAACUCCAACCCAACCCCCUGGUGUGACUAUGACAUACAGUUCAACUACUGGAAUUUCGUUGCCUGAAGUUACCACUAAGGCUAAAACAGUCGAAACAGGCACUGAUUCAACAUUGGAACCAGCCAGUACAAUGACACCAGAGGAGAGAAGCACUGGUACACCGCCGACACAAUCCCCUGGUGUGACUGUGACACCUGAAGUUACCACUAAGACAAAAACAGAGAAACCAGGCACUGAUACUACAUUGGUACCAGUGAGUACAAUAACAGCUAAGGGGAGAAGCACGGGUACAACUCCAACACAACCCCCUGGUGUGACUAUGACAUACAGUUCAACUACUGGAAUUUCUUCACACGAAGUUACCAUUAUGGCAAGAACAGUUGAACCAGGCACUGAUACUACAUUGGGACCAGCCAGUACAAUGACUGCAGAAGUCAUAAGCACUGGUACAACUCCAACACAGCCCCCUGGUGUGACUAUGACAUACAGUUCAACUGCUGGGAUUACUUCACCUGAAGUUACCAGUAAGGCGAAAACAGUUGAACCAGGCACUGAUACUACAUUGGAACCAGUCAGUUCUGGUACACCGCCAACACAAUUCCCUGGUGUUACUAUGACAUACAGUUCAACUACUGGUAUUAUUUUACCUGAAGUUACCACUAAGGCAAAAACAGUUGAACCAGGCACUGAUACUACAUUGGGACCAGCCAGUACAAUGACUGCAGAAGUCAUAAGCACUGGUAUAACUCCAACACAGCCCCCUGGUGUGACUAUGACAUACAGUUCAACUACUAGAACUACUUCAUCUGAAGUUACCACUAAGGCAAAAACAGUCGAACCAGGCACUGAUACUACAUUGGAACCAGCCAGUACAAUGGCAGCAGAGAAGAGAAGCUCUGAUACACCUUCAACACAAUCCCCUGGUCUGACUAUGACAUACAGUUCAACUACUGGAAUUACUUCACCUGAAGUUACCACUAAGGCAAAAACAGUUGAACCAGGCACUGAUACUACAUUGGAACCAGUCAGUACUGGUACACCGCCAACACAAUUCCCUGGUGUGACUAUGACAUACAGUUCAACUACUAGAACUACUUCAACUGAAGUUACCACUAAGCAAAGACAGUCGAACCAGGCACUCAAACUACAUUGGAACCAGUCAGUACUAUGA
Molecule: messenger RNA, 11685 nt
Organism: Saccoglossus kowalevskii
Lineage: Eukaryota; Metazoa; Hemichordata; Enteropneusta; Harrimaniidae
Source: RefSeq, a predicted model, not a curated record